CAAAUAUAGAUAAUGCACAAGGACGUUAAAAAAAAAAAGUGAAAAUUUUUUGUGAACUCACUAUCGAGAAAAAUUUUUUUCACAUUCCGACAAUUGGUGAUCGCGUUAUUAUUAGUUCGUUACAUCUAUUUUAGCAUCGAUGAAUGCUUGUAAAAUCAAUUUUUUCAGAAGUUCUUGAAGCUAUGUAAUCCACAUCAUAUGAAUAUCACUUCCCUUCUUGCGCUUUGUUUAAGUUCAUCGGAAAAUAGAAUUCGUGUCGCAGGAAAAUAUGAGAUGACUCUUCAUGCGAAAUACGCGUCGGAUUUUCGAGGAACGUGAGCAUGAAAUGCAGAUCCAUCGCGUCCGGAAAAAGAUUUAUUUGUUGAAGCAAUAUUCGAAAUCGUCAAAGAAUUCUUUCGGCUGUUUUUUUGAUGAAUCAGCCGGCGGAGAUACGUUUUUGACCGGAAAAGCUGCGGGAUAUUUUUCAACUUUUUGUGUCGGCUACAGAAACGAGCACGUUCAUUAAUCGAUUUAGUGAAAAAGAAGAAAAAUGGCAGCCGGAUACGAUGAUUGUUACGACGCUUCUUGGCAUUUGAUACCGCCCGAUUAUGUCAGCAACGAGGAGGAUUACAGGCUAUUGGAAAGUAUGAAAAUGCCGGCUAGAACUUCUGGUUUUGCCAUCAGCGACAUUUUGGAAUUAAACGAUGCCAAACCGUCGCAAGAAGAACCAGACGUGCAAGGUACCACGACGGUCUUACCAACGGCUACCGACAUGCCGUCGGCUUACCAGCAAUUUCUGGAGCACACAACCGCCAUGUUGCAACCUAUGCACACUAAUCUGAACAGGGGUACACUACCACCGCCUCCACCUGGAUUAUUAGGAUGGCCAACUGGACCGGCAUUACCAACAACAUUACCUCAACCCUUGGAGGAGGUGAAUGUUCUUCAACAACCAGACUCGACGAGCCCGGCGAUCUCGGAUAUGUCAUUUCCGUCACAACAGGAGAACAGUCACGAAUCAUCGAAGGACGAAGAGUCACAGGACUUUGAGGACGAGCAACAGAAUGGCAACGAGACGUCGCAACCCCACGAAACCGAGCAUAAGAAACGCAAGCGACGCGUGCUCUUCUCCAAAGCGCAGACUUAUGAGCUAGAGCGACGUUUCCGUCAGCAGCGUUAUUUGAGCGCGCCCGAGCGAGAGCACUUGGCCUCUAUCAUUCGCCUUACGCCGACUCAGGUGAAGAUCUGGUUCCAGAAUCACAGGUACAAAACGAAGAGAGCGGCGAGUGAACGUGUUGAAGCCGGUGGCAGCGGUUGCUCGCCCAGAAGAGUCGCCGUGCCAGUGCUAGUGAGAGAUGGCAAACCCUGCCAAUCCAAGCUGAUGGAACCUACUGCAUAUCCCGGAAGCGGCCAGGUCCCUAUGGCGCCAUAUAUACCACAGAAAUAUUGGUGGUAAAGUAGUUAACUGAACUGACUAGGAUAAAAACAAUCCAGAGCAAUUUGUGGCGAUUCACGCUAAUCGACAAUUAUUGCGAAACGAUAUUGCAAUUCCCGAUUAAAAUAUUGUCGUGAACAAGAAGUCAUAAACGAAGAGAACGAAGAAAGAUGAAGAAGAAAUUCAAGAUGGAAGGUAUGAAUAAUCUUAGCAGUGAUGUUGAACAUGUUAAAGUGUUAGAAGGUUCGUGAUAAUGCGAUAGUAAUAAUAAAUAUGAAUUCGAUAAUCAUCGAUGACAUCAUCGACGAUAUUAUCGUCAAGAAAGAAAGUAUAAAUAAAUGAUUAACAAGCAUUAGUUGGAAAUAAUUGACGGAAUAAAUUUUGGAACAUUAGUUCUUAAGUUCAACUUCUCAUGCAUAUCUCCUCUUGAACGUAAUUACAGACAUAGACAUGAAAUGAAAAGCUAAAUCAUUUCUAAGUUUGACAACGUGUUUAAUCAUCAGAUGUAUUUCGAGAAACAUAUACAAUCGGACUUCUCAAAGUAAAAUUGCUUGAUGUACGAUGUUUUACGGAACAAGUUUUACAAGAGUUUUACAAGAGUGUUUAACACGC
Messenger RNA from Atta colombica, 2026 nucleotides. Its product is annotated as homeobox protein Nkx-2.2a-like. NCBI's taxonomy places the organism in Eukaryota, Metazoa, Arthropoda, Insecta, Hymenoptera, Formicidae. The transcript has 4 exons. Gene Ontology annotation, molecular function: RNA polymerase II cis-regulatory region sequence-specific DNA binding; DNA-binding transcription factor activity, RNA polymerase II-specific. Gene Ontology annotation, biological process: cell differentiation; regulation of transcription by RNA polymerase II. The record is from RefSeq and is a predicted model, not a curated record. The coding region runs from base 530 to 1435 and encodes 301 amino acids. Gene Ontology annotation, cellular component: nucleus.